AAGAGUAGAGGGAAAUCAAGUGGUGCUGCAAAUAUAACAGAGAGAGCAUCCUCUAGGUUUAACAGUAGGUACUUUGGAGAGAUAGUUGCUAAAUUGGAUGAUCGUAAAAAGAAGAUUAUUCAGGAUCAUAGCUUUGGUAUAUUGCUAGAAUAUGAUGGCUGUUCUGCACCUAGAGGCUUUGUACAGUGGAUAGCAGAUCAAGUAGAUUUAAACUGCUGUGACAUAGUUGUUGGGGGGAAAGUGAUUCCAUUUUCAGCAGAGGCAAUUCGUCUUUUCUUAGGACUUCCAAUAGGUGGUGAUGAUAUUAGAGAGAAGCAUAAUGACUCUAUGAAGAACAAAUUUCUCUCUGAAAUCAAUGAAACUUCUCUACCUCUUGUCAAGACUUUUGGUGAGAAGUUGUUAGGUGACAGUUUGUCCGAUGAUGAUGUGUUUCGCUUCUUUAUGGUUGUUGCAUUGUCUACAUUUUUAUGUGCAAAUUCCAGUACUCUGCCCAGCCCACAGUACCUUGGCGCUUUGAUUGAUGUAUCUAAGGUGAAAGAAUGGGACUGGUCCAAGUUUGUGUUUGAUUGGCUGUUUGCUUCAAUUUCAAACUAUAGAAAGAAGAACAGAAGCACUAUUGGUGGCUGCAGAUACUUUCUUGCUGCUUAUUAUCUUGAUUUUGUCAACUUUGGAAAACGGCAUGAACUCCCCCCAAGUCUGCCAAGGAUCCUUUGUUGGAAGGGCUCGAUGAUUAAGAUAUUUGCUUCUUAUGAUCAUGUGUCUGGUGAUAAGUAUGGAAAGCGCCCGGUGAAAUGUAUUGAGGAUACUUGCUAUGCUGAAGCAUCCCUACCGGCAGAUGCCUGUGAUUCUUUUAGGAGUUCUCUGGAUAAACAUUGCAACUUCAUCCAUAAAAAGCACAAAGACAAUAUGUGUCAGCUUUUCAAAGAGCACCAUUCAAGACUAGGCUAUAGGAGUCCCGGCACACUUGUUGCCAAAAUGUUCAAGUACCUGUAUGAGUCUUAUCGAGAUCGUGAUGCUGCUGACCCAUCUUUUGAGGCUGAGAAUUCUAGUGAUAGAGUGUCUUCUCGAGCACAUGAUAAUGUUGUUCAUGAAGGUGUUGGUGCUGUCCCUGCAGAAGUUGAAAGCCCACUGCAUUCUCCUGCACAUGGUAUUGUUCCUGAAGUUGUGUUGGAUGAGGAAAUGGAUGUUGUGAAAGAAGUUGAUGCUGCUGGUUGUAUAGAUGGCAUUGUGAAAGAUGUCCAUCCCAAUAUUCCUUCUCCUGCUAUGAUCCCUGAAGUUGUUCCUAAAGAUGUCUUGGAUCAGAAAAUGGAUGCGGUGAAAGAAGCUGAUGCUGCUGGUUGUAUAGAUGGCAUUGUGAAAGAUGUGCAUUCCAAGAUUCCUUCUCCUACUGUGAUCCAUGAAGACGAAGCUUCUGUGACUGAGAAAAUCGAAUCAGAUGGCUUAUAUGAUGCUUUUGGUAGUGACUAUUGUGCUGAUUCUCAGUCAACUGAGAUUCUUCCAUCAAAUAACUCAUCUGCCCAUGAUUCAGGUAGAAGGAAGAGGAAGAGGAAACACAAUGCAUCAUCACAAACUUCCAGUCAUGAUAGUGUGGCUUCUAGGACUAGACAUGGACUAUCUCAACGUCUUGGAAAAUCGCCUCUCAGUUGCAUAAAGGCAAGUGUGCUUGAUCAUAAUGGAAUUGGAGGUACAAAGGAAAAUCCUGUAGUUAUUGAGGAAGCCCCAAUCAUAAUUUCUAAUGAUGCAAGUAAACAUCAGAAUCUUGAACUAAAAGCAAAUGUGCUGCAUGAUACUGGUAAUGGAGGUUCAAAUGAUAGUCCUAUACUUGUUGAAGAAGCCCCGGAGUUAGCUUCAAAAGCUGCAACCAAACGUCAGAAGCUCGAACUUGACAAUGCAUAAUUAGAUGCUUCCAAGAAUGUCCAAAAUCUUUCUACUCCCUACCAUUCAAAAGAAGCUGAACUAGUUGAGAAUGCACCGCAUGCUUUGGAUCGUACUGCAGGGAAAGCACCUGUUAAGAAACCUUGUAUGAAGACGAAGCUUCCCUACUUCAAUAGUCCUAGCAUGCCAUCUUUUAGAAUCUUUGAUGAUGAGGAUGAUAUGGGAAACUUUGUUGAAGAUCCUAAACUAAGACGUCCUAUUGGUCCAGUAUCUAGUACAGCUUGUACUUCAAAUGAGAAUCAACAGAAAGGAGUUGCUACGACUACACGUCUUCAGCCCCAAGUUGAAGUUCAAUCUGAGAGUAGCUUCUACUUCCAAUUUUGCCCUGCACAAGAAAAUUGGACUUUUAUUGACCGGAUGAGUUCUAAUCCUUUUGGUGGAGGUAGUAACUUGAGCAAUGAGGAAGCUGUUGAGACUGAAAUUAGAAAUGACAAUACUAAAACUGAACCUAUUGCUAGACCUCUUUCAUCCCAUCAAGGUGGGAGUUUUGUAUCUGCAAAAAGUAUGGGAAGCAAUGGUUUAUCAAACGACUCUGAGUCAUUGUCAAAUCCAAGUCCUUGGUACUCUUCUAGUGCAAAGCUAGCUCUCCAUCGUCCUAAAAGGUUUGUGAUCCCAAGCAAAUUCAAGAUGAGCCCUUAUAUGACGCCUCAUUCGAAGGUAACAGUAUCCAGACUUGAAGCUGAUGUGUAUGGCGUUGUUUUGAAUAUGGCAGAAAGUGAACAUUCUGAUCUUACAGUAAUCAAUUAUGGGCAAGUUGUUGUCAAAUUAAGUGCACUAGCAAGUUCUCUUAAGCCUCAAGGGAAGGUUCAUUACUUUGUAGUGAAUGCUUUGUGCAGACUGUUAUUCCAUAGGAAACACCCCAAGAAUUCAUAUAAGCAUUAUUUCUUCUCUAAAGUUGGCGACUAUUUAAUUGGAAAUCACGGUCCUAAUGAUAGCAAGGAGAAGGAGCUAUAUGAGAAUGCUGUUAAAUGCUUUAAGGGUGCUUCUCGUGCAAGGUCAUUAGCACACACU
Molecule: messenger RNA, 2946 nt
Organism: Sorghum bicolor (sorghum)
Lineage: Eukaryota; Viridiplantae; Streptophyta; Magnoliopsida; Poales; Poaceae
Exons: 13
Coding region: 328-1896 (522 amino acids)
Source: RefSeq, a predicted model, not a curated record